AAUCUUUUUUGCACCAUGGUGAGACAAGAGCCCAUCUACCUCGACGACAACGCUUCGUACCCCAAGGAACACUUCCUCGUGCCCGCCCACUACCUGCCGUACGUGGACAGCGUCUUGAUCCCGCAGGGCUUGAUCAACGACCGCAUCGAGAAGCUCGCGCAGGACAUUCGCCAUGCGUAUCAGGGCCAGACGAUCCACCUCCUCUGCGUGCUCAAGGGCGGCGCCGCCUUCUUCCACGCGCUCAUCGAGAAGCUGCGCUUGUUCCACAAGUACAACACGUGCGACUACGUCCCGUUCACGUUUGACUUUAUCAAAGUCAAGUCGUACGACGGUCUCCAGUCGACGGGCAACGUCCAAGUGAGCGGCGCUGACAUUGCCAAGUUCAAGGGCAAGCACUUGCUGCUUGUCGAAGACAUCAUUGACACGGGCAAGACCAUGGCCAAGCUCGUGCCGUACCUCUCGGCGGCGGAGCCGGCCUCGAUCAAGGUCUCGAGCCUCUUGGAGAAGCGCAACCCUGAGUCGUGCGGCUUCCUCGCCGACUUUGUGGGCUUUUCGAUCCCGGACAAGUUUGUCAUUGGCUGCUGCCUCGACUACAACGAGAUCUUCCGGGACUUGGACCACAUCUGCGUCAUCAACAACGCGGGUAUUGCCAAGUGGGCGUCGUCGUAGACCUAGUUAAGACGACCAUAUCAACACGCAGAUGUUAUAUGUUGCUUCACGAC
Messenger RNA from Saprolegnia parasitica CBS 223.65, 722 nucleotides. RefSeq lists its product as hypothetical. The transcript is spliced from 3 exons. Bases 16 to 669 code for a protein of 217 amino acids. Gene Ontology annotation, biological process: guanine salvage; purine ribonucleoside salvage; GMP salvage. The record is from RefSeq and is a predicted model, not a curated record. Gene Ontology annotation, molecular function: magnesium ion binding; hypoxanthine phosphoribosyltransferase activity. Lineage: Eukaryota; Oomycota; Saprolegniomycetes; Saprolegniales; Saprolegniaceae.